UUCGUAUAGGUACUUAUCCGCCUCCACCGAUUUAUUCGAAAACCAAUUUUCAAGGCAGUGAUGAAAAUGAAAUAUUAAUAAAAUCAAUAUCCUACUGAAACUCACUUUAUUGUUUGACUGAACUCUUUGUUUGAAAACUUGUUAUAAUGAGGUCAGUUAUAUAACCUACAGGUAGUAAAGUAUUUUUUACAAAGACAAGAAACCAAUCCAUACAUGUGAAACUUUCUAAUUUAUCAUUCAGUCGUAUCGGUGUUGUAAGUUAUAAGGUGAUAAUUGUUUACAAUGAAUUAGAAUAUUUAGUACCAAAGAAGUAUCAUCAAUUCCUCGGAACGAAAAGGUGUUGCUUACUAACAUAACCGAAUACAAACAACAGAACAAAUUAAUUAGAACAAGUGGAUGCACCUAAAGUUUGAAAUAAGGAAUAUAACAAAAACGUGAAAAACAACCAAAUCGAUUUGGGGGUAUGACCUCGUAAAAGUGGCGGGAAAUUCAAAUAAAGAAGCAGCCACACGAACUUGAACAGAGGAAACAUUUAAUUUAUAGUUUAUACAAUUAUGUUAUUGUUAAACUGCUGAUAACUCAUACCAUUUCACAACACAUUAUAAUUACUCGAGGCUCAAUUACAAGAGAAACUCUCACAAUGCAGAAAUUACCUACCACACAUAAAUCACGUGGUUGUUGUGCAAAAUGUAUCUUAGGAACUUUCAUCUACAUCUUAGUACUCCUGUUGCUGCUUUUCAUCAUAGUGUUUGUCAUUGUCCCUAUAGUUUUCAAGUAUAGCAUAGGAAUUCAAAGAAACAUAAUAUUCCCAUCCUGGGUAAUAACACCGAUAAACUACUCGGAUGUAGAAGCCUCAGGAAUCAAAGGUGUGAAAAACUUUUACCUCACACUUGAUGGAGGAGCCAAUACAACAUCAGACAGUAAUGUAACGCUUGGUGUUUGGCAAAUAUUACCAUAUGAAAUCCUGAGCGACCUCAUCGACAAUGAGGAUUACAAUUAUGAAGGUGCUUUAACGAACGAAAACUAUAAUAUCCUUUUGUAUUUGCAUGGAAACGGCGCAGAUAGGGCAGCUGCUCUAGAAUUGUAUGACAUAUUGCGCAAGUAUUUCCAUAUAUUUGCUGUGGACUAUAGGGGAUAUGGGGAUUCGUCCAUGGCUGAAAUGACAGAAAGUCACAUUGUCACUGACAUGGUAGAGUUUUAUAAAUGGCUCAGGAGUAAAACAAAUUCAAAAAUUUAUGUGUGGGGGCAUUCUUUAGGCACUGGUGUAGGCACACACUUGCUGGCCAGUUUGAAAAAAGAUAACAUUUAUAGUAAAGGUUUGAUUCUGGAAACUCCUUUCACUUCUAUUACUGACGUCAUGCUCACUCACCCCAUCAUAAAGGUUUUCUCGUUUUUGCCGUGGUUCAGAACAACUAUGAUAGAACCAAUUAUUUACAAUGACUUGAACUUCGAGUCAAAGAAGCAUAUUUUAGACGUUGAUUGUCCUGUUAUGAUCCUUCAUGCUAAAGAUGAUACUGUCAUUCCAUACUCAUUUGCAACAGAACUUUACAAUACAGCGGUGAACAACAGAAAUGAAUCAUAUCAGGGUAAUAUAACUUAUCACCUGUUUGAAUCCUUGGGAUAUGACCACAUGUUUCUCUAUAGGGCACCUGAGUUGCCCACAUAUGUGAGAGAUUUCAUGGAUGACUGCAACAGAUACGAAAAAGAACAUAUAUAAAAAUACUCAACUACAAAAACAACUACAUGUGAUACCUAUAUUGUGGAACAAAUUUUUUCACGUUGUUUAUGUUAUCUUUGUUAGAUUGUUUUGUGAGAAAAAUUAUAAUUUUUGGCAUUAAAAAAGAGGUUUUUGUAA
This is a messenger RNA of Leptinotarsa decemlineata (Colorado potato beetle), 1855 nucleotides long. RefSeq names its product lysophosphatidylserine lipase ABHD12. Gene Ontology annotation, molecular function: phosphatidylcholine lysophospholipase A1 activity; monoacylglycerol lipase activity. Gene Ontology annotation, biological process: monoacylglycerol catabolic process; phosphatidylserine catabolic process. Lineage: Eukaryota; Metazoa; Arthropoda; Insecta; Coleoptera; Chrysomelidae. The record is from RefSeq and is a predicted model, not a curated record. Gene Ontology annotation, cellular component: endoplasmic reticulum membrane.